AUGCUCUCUGAGUUUCUUAUCAGCCCUGUUGCCCUACUUCUGUGCUCUUGUAUCAUCUAUUCUCUGGUUUCGUUCAUCAAGCAUUGCCGUCGUCUCCCUAACAUUCCCGUCAUCGGGGCGCGCAAGAACGACUUGUUCCCCAUCUUUCAAGCGAAAUGGCGCAACACGUUGAACUUCAAGGCUGCCAUGGAACAGGCCUACACGCAGUAUCGCGACAGCGCCGUCAUUCUCCCUGUCGUUAGCGGAGGUGACAGCGUCAUGCUGCCGUAUUCUGAGAUAGACUUCAAGGAGCGCGCCGCCCAGAUCUAUCAGACUGAUCACACGUUCAUGAACCCGAGGAUAAAUAGAGCGGCGCGGUAUGAUACAAUUAUCCGAACGACUAUGACGCCUCAGGUUGGUAUUCUGAUACCUGCUCUAUCAGAUGAGGUAAAUUGGGCUUUUGAUGAGUACUGGGGUAUCAACACGUCCAAGUGGAAGGAGGUAUGCGUCUUCGAAACGGUGCGCCAUAUCGUCGGUAGUGUCGCGAAUCGCGCUGUUGUUGGUGCUCCAUAUUGUCGGGACCCUGGGUUAGUGAAUAAUGGCAUGGCUUUUGCUAUAGAUGUGCCCUUCAGCGCCUCGAUUCUAAAUCUUUUCUGGGAGCCAUUACGGCCCUUCAUCGCCCCUUUCGUCACCAUCCCGAACCGUAUCCAUACGCGACGGUUCCGGAAGAUCGUCUUAGCAGAGAUUGAAAAACGAUUGCGCGACUACGAUGCACGUCGAGCAAAUCCUGAGGAUAAAUCGAUUGGUCCGGAGCCUAAUGAUUUCCUCCAGUGGGCAAUCCAGCAGGCAAAGGCAUUUGGUGACCCAUACAUGUGGCGGAGCGAGACAUUGGCAGAUCGUCUGCUGAUCCUCAACUUUGCAGCCCUACAUACAUCGUCUCUCUUCGCGACAUGGGCUAUGUUCGACCUCGCAGCGUGUGAACCCAAGGUCCUCGACGAGCUGCGCGAAGAGAUCACAUCAGUACUUGCCGCACAUGGCGGGCAGUGGAACAAGCGGGCGGUUGCUGAGCUCGAGAAGCUGGACUCUGCCAUGCGCGAGAGUGCGCGGUUGAACUCAGUCCUCGCCGUGGGUCUCAGACGUGUUGUACUCGCUGAGAACGGGCUGACUACGCCGUCUGGCGUGCAUCUUCCCAAAGGCACGCACAUCUCUGUACCAGUCUACCCCGUCAUGCGGGACGACAGCAUAUACGCUGACGCUAAUACAUUUAUGCCUUUUCGGUUUUCCGAACUGCGCAGUAAACAACAUCAACAGCAACGAAGUGAAGGAGAAGAAAAAGAACAAGAGAGUAAUAAUAUAAACAUGAAGCGCAUCCCCAAUAAUUUCACAGCCACCAGUCCUGACUUUCUCGUCUUUGGCCACGGGAAGCACGCCUGUACAGGCAGACACUUUGCCGCUACCAUGCUGAAACUCAUUCUUGCUGAUGCUAUUUUGAAAUAUGAUUUUGAAAGACAGACUGCAAAGGUAGAGGGGCCGUGGUAUGGCGAUUUCCGCCUCCCGCCGAUGAAGGCUUGCAUUAAGAUCAGGAGGAGAGAGACACCAGCGUAGAGUAGGCUGGAUGGGCUCGUUCGACUUUGAGAUAAAGUCGUAUGGCCUACGUAGCUUGCUCUUGAAUAAUUCACACUAACUAGAGUCAUUCGGUACAUAACUUCCUUCAGUUUCCUAUUUAAUAUUCUCCUGUUUCUAAGAAGGGAAUCUUGAAUGACAAAUUUGGCCAUAGGGUAUGAUAGUUGGUGUCGAAAAGUAAAACUUGGCGUGCUGAAAUAGGUAAUUUUGCGCUCCUAUCAUGAAAGAUCGAUUUGCAAUAUGUUAAGACGGUGCAAGUAAAUUUGCUUUUGAUGUGGUAAUACUGCUGCGGAGAAGAUUCGGGUGCUUUCGCAUCGCCCGCGAAGAGGGGCCUCUUAAUGUUACACUCUCAACCGGGGCGUCGAAAACGGUUGAUCCCUGGCAACUGAACAAGGGGAUCAGCCAGCUAUCCACACGGCGAAACGGAUGACUGUCGGGGUUGCACAUCGAAUGCGAGGUUGUGUAAUGUGCAAAAUCUGAAGGGGCUAAGCAGUGCAUGUUUUGUGUCUGCAAGGCGUCACUGGCGAACCCUGGGUGCAUCAUGGUCGAUGCCAGUUGGGUGAACCGUCAAAAGAAGAAGAUGAUACAGGGAUAUUUCGCUUGCUACUGUACUUCGGUGAGCAUCUUCAUUAUUGUCCUCUUGGCAAAGUCCGCCAGUUUAUGUGGCGUAUGUUCGUAUUCCUCUUUCGCUGGAGGUUCUCUUAGUACCGUUGAAUGGUGCUUCCCAGCAAAAGUCAUGUCCUUGAAAGCCAAAUACAUUACAGUCCCGCAAAUUGUAAACAAUUCUCCGCCCUACAGAUUAAUCCAAGAAAGACCACCAGCCAGUGG
Messenger RNA from Talaromyces stipitatus ATCC 10500, 2430 nucleotides. RefSeq names its product cytochrome P450, putative. The transcript is spliced from 2 exons. The coding region runs from base 1 to 1584 and encodes 527 amino acids. Gene Ontology annotation, molecular function: monooxygenase activity; oxidoreductase activity, acting on paired donors, with incorporation or reduction of molecular oxygen; iron ion binding. The record is from RefSeq and is a predicted model, not a curated record. NCBI's taxonomy places the organism in Eukaryota, Fungi, Ascomycota, Eurotiomycetes, Eurotiales, Trichocomaceae.